AUGAGUUUUAGUAGUAUACAAAACUGUGCGGCUGCUCUUAGGUAUUUGGGAUGCGCUAUAGCAUUUAAUUCAUCUAACGAACACUUGAAAGUAUCCGAGAAGACUUCAGUUGAAUGUGUAGAUUGGUUUUAUGCAUGUGUGUAUGAGGUUUUUCACGAACAAUAUUUGCGCAAACCUACUCAACGUGAUAUUGAAAGAUUAUAUUCGACUCAUGAAGAGAGGCAUAGAUUUUCAAGUAUGCUUGGCAGUCUAGAUUGUACGCAUGUGGCUUGGGAAAAAUGUCCAAAUGCAUUACGUUGCCAGUUCACUCGAGGAGAUAUAGGUGAACCAACUAUCAUCCUAGAAGUUGUUGCAUCUCAAGAUUUGUGGAUAUGGCAUGCCUUUUUCGGAGUAGCAGGGUCUAACAACGACAUUAAUGUUCUUGGACAGUCUCCUAUUUUCAACGAUAUUUGGACCGGCAAAGCACUUGAUAUGACGUUCAUAGUGAACGGGCACGCGUACAGAUACGGUUACUACCUUGGUGAUGGGAUAUACCCGAAUUAUUCUACAUUGAUGAAGGCAUACUCGGUUCCUCGAAGUGAAAAGGCAAAGUUGUUUACAAAAAAGCAGGAAUCGGCGAGAAAGGAUAUCGAGAGAGCAUUUGAAGCCCUUAAGCAGACAUGGCAUGUAGUGAAAUAUGCUACACGACUCUGGGAUAAAGAAAGAAUUAACGAAUGGUCCUAG
Messenger RNA from Lactuca sativa (garden lettuce), 723 nucleotides. RefSeq lists its product as uncharacterized. Lineage: Eukaryota; Viridiplantae; Streptophyta; Magnoliopsida; Asterales; Asteraceae. The record is from RefSeq and is a predicted model, not a curated record.